AUGUCUGCUAACUACACAGAUUGCAGCAGUAGAAACUAUGAUAAUAAUUUACAUUAUAGUGGAAAUAGAAUUGUGAAUUCUAUGCAUAUACCCAUUGAAAAGAAUAAGCAGGAAGUACAAGAUGCAGUUGCAGGGAUUGAUUUUUCUUCUUCAUUUAGUGACGAUACGAGUAUGAAGGGAUUUGAAGAAGAGAAUUUGGAAAAUGAUGAUAUGGAACUGUCAAUAGCAUUUUCUGAUGACGAAGCGCUUUUACAAAUGCUUGAUUCUCGUAAAUUUAAUGCACUGCCGUUACAGAAAGAUGAAAAUAAUGAUAAUGAUAAUGAUAAUGAGUUAAUAUUCAAGGACUAUAAUUCAAAACGAAUGGUAUUAUCUCCAGAAAAAUCACGGAUAAAUAUUAUAGAUAGUUCCUCUCCAAAACACAAAAAAAUCAAACCAGAGCCAUUUAUUACUGCACCUGAUUAUAUUAUGCUGCCAAAUAAGCCUACUGCUAUAGAACCACUUUCUAAUGUCCAAAACCAAACACGAUCUUUUUCCACAUCGGCCGUAAGAUCGAAAAAAUUGAGCAAAAUAUAUCCUACGAUUCAACUUGCAACCCAAAAAGCCUUUAAUAUUGAAGAUGAUCUGAGUAUACAAUCAAACUCAAAAAAAUCGGCGGAUACGAUUAAAAAUGUGAAACCAAUAGUACUAUCUGGUGAACAAGAAUAUGUUUUGCAAUUGGCAACAAAUGGACAGUCGCUCUUCUAUACUGGUUCAGCUGGUACUGGUAAAUCCGUAUUGUUGAGGUCGAUUAUUAAAUCUUUGAAAAAAAAACACGAAAAAGGAGAUGUAGCAGUUACUGCAUCUACUGGGUUGGCUGCUUGCAAUAUAGGUGGUAUUACCCUACACAGUUUUGCUGGUGUUGGAUUAGGGGAUGGGAAUGUAAGUGCAUUAUUGAAAAAAGUAAGAAGAAAUAAGAAAGCUUAUAGUAGGUGGUGUCUGGUAAAAGUUCUAAUUAUUGAUGAAAUUUCGAUGAUAGAUGGUGUAUUUUUAAAUAAAUUAGAUUCUAUUGCUAAAACUUUAAGAAGGAACAACAAGCCGUUCGGAGGCAUACAAUUGAUUGUAUGUGGAGAUUUUUAUCAGUUACCUCCAGUGAAUAAAGUAAAACCUACAAAACAGAUGAGUAUUGAUGGACUGGAUUUUAUUGAAGAAUCAAUUUUUGCAUUUGAAAGUCAAGCAUGGAAAGAUUCAAUCAGGUGUACAAUUAUACUAAAAGAGGUUUUUCGACAGAAAGGUGACCAAACUUUCAUAGAUAUGUUGAACGAUAUGCGUAAUGGCAAAGUUAACAAUGAUACCAUUGCAGAGUUUAAGAGAUUAAGUCGUAAAUUGGAAAAUCCAGACGGUAUCGAACCAGCGGAAUUGUUUUCAACAAGAUACGAAGUUGAAAAUGCAAACAAUACCAGGCUUAAUUUAUUGAAAGGGGAAUCACAGAUUUUUAAAGCUAUAGACUCUGGUUCAUUGCCUACGGAUCAAAGGCAAACAGUUCUAAAUAACUUCUUAGCACCACAAAAGCUUUUCUUGAAAAAAAAUGCACAAGUAAUGUGUAUCAAGAAUUUUGAUGAAACUUUAGUCAAUGGUUCAUUAGGUCAGGUCGUAAAUUUCAUGGACAGAGAUACAUAUAUGCAUUAUCAAUUGAUGAGAGAAAAUCCUGAAGCAUCUAUUAGUGAAAUAGAAAGUGAAUUCAAAAAAUGUAAAGAGAGAAAAAAGGUCAUCGAUGAAGUAGAGGCAGAGCAUAAACCGUUAUCUUUGAAUGAUUCUAUUUUUGAUUUUUUGGAAGAUAUAGAGAUAAUGGGGGGUCUGCAUAAUGUUGAAUUAGAUGUGCAUGAGUUAGCAUUCAAAACUAAUAAGGAUAGAAAAGUUGAUUUUAUUAAAGCACUACAUCAGAAUUCCAGUAAGCUGAAAUAUCCACUCGUAAGGUUUCUACUCCCUGAUGGCUAUAAUACUAGGGAGGUGUUGGUAGAGCCUGAACAAUGGACUAUUGAAGAUGAAAAUGAAAAUGUUUUAGCCCGCAGAGUACAAUUGCCUCUAAUUCUUGCAUGGUCUUUGUCAAUCCAUAAAUCUCAAGGUCAAACACUACCAAAAGUGAAGGUAGAUUUGAAGAGAGUUUUCGAAAAAGGGCAAGCGUAUGUGGCAUUAUCGAGAGCAGUAUCACGAAAUGGUUUACAAGUUUUGAAUUUUAACAAAGAUAAGAUCAUGGCUCAUCCUAAAGUCAACAAGUUCUAUGAAAGUUUAUCCUCGACAGAAGAGCUCGCAUUAAGCACAAGUGAUUUUGUAAAACCACAUUUAUUAGAGCCAAAAGAUAAACGGCACAAGGAACGGAGUAUGAUAUAG
This is a messenger RNA of Debaryomyces fabryi, 2367 nucleotides long. It is a transcript of the gene PIF1, whose product is annotated as DNA helicase. The record is from RefSeq and is a predicted model, not a curated record. The transcript has a single exon. Gene Ontology annotation, biological process: DNA repair; telomere maintenance. Gene Ontology annotation, molecular function: ATP hydrolysis activity; DNA helicase activity. Bases 1 to 2367 code for a protein of 788 amino acids. Lineage: Eukaryota; Fungi; Ascomycota; Pichiomycetes; Serinales; Debaryomycetaceae.